This is a messenger RNA of Aspergillus vadensis CBS 113365, 2886 nucleotides long. Its product is annotated as DUF323 domain protein. Lineage: Eukaryota; Fungi; Ascomycota; Eurotiomycetes; Eurotiales; Aspergillaceae. Bases 193 to 2775 code for a protein of 860 amino acids. The transcript is spliced from 6 exons. The record is from RefSeq and is a predicted model, not a curated record.
CUGCAAGGACUGGACGCUUCUCCUCAUCUACCCCUCAUUAGCCCCCCCGAUACCAUCCGCGGUUUGCGCGCGCAUACAAUAAUAUAAGCUCUGUGGCUUACCCUUGAACUUGUACUUUUUUUCUGAAGUGGCUUGUAUAGCUGUUGCUUUUCGACUUGCUUUAUUGUUGCUAGAGUUCUGCGCUCACCAAAAAUGUCACCCUUAUGUCCGGUCGUCAAAGGCGUUGACAUCGUCGAUAUCCGUCAGAAUGACGUGAAGUUUUCCUUGGUAAAUGAUAUCCAGCGAGGUAUAGAUCCUCCGGCAGGAACUUGCCGUUCCAUGCCCACGAUGCUUCUGUACGAUGCUCAGGGGCUUAAGCUGUUCGAGGACAUUACGUACUUGGAGGAAUAUUAUCUCACAAACGCGGAGAUUGACGUUCUACGGACACAUGCGAAGAGGAUCGUUGAACGCAUCCCGGAUAGUGCGCAAUUACUGGAGCUAGGUAGUGGGUGCGUCUUCCUUCCGCUUGGAGCUUGUAUAGAGAUAGGGUGCAGAUACGGGAUUCUAACAUAUAGUAGCAAUCUGCGCAAGAUUGAGAUUCUUCUCCAGGAAUUCGAAGCGGCGAGCAAAAGAGUGGACUACUAUGCGUUGGAUCUCUCGCUCUCGGAGUUGGAGCGCACUUUCUCGGAAGUGUCCCUCGAUCAAUAUCAAUAUGUCGAGCUCCAUGGCCUCCAUGGCACGUACGACGACGCCCUUACCUGGCUGGAAAACCCCGCGAAUCGAAAGGUCCCAACGGUGAUCAUGUCAAUGGGUUCGUCAAUAGGAAAUUUCGAUCGUCCUGCAGCGGCCAAAUUCUUGUCGCAAUUUUCCAGGUUCCUGGGGCCGUCGGACUUGAUGGUGCUUGGGUUGGAUAGCUGCACCGACUCGGAUAAAGUGUACAAGGCAUACAAUGAUUCCAAGGGUAUUACGCGGCAGUUCUACGAGAACGGGUUGUCGCAUGCGAACGCUGUGCUUGGAUACGAAGCAUUUAAACUCGAUGAAUGGGACAUCGUGACGGAGUACGAUAAUGUCGAAGGGCGGCACCAGGCUUUUUACGCGCCAAAGCGGGACGUAACUAUAAACGGGGUAUUGCUCCAAAAAGGCGAGAAGCUGAUUUUCGAGGAGGCAUUCAAAUAUGCCCCCGAGCAGUGCGAUCAGCUUUGGCAUGAUGCGGGUUUAAUUGAGAACGCGGAGUUUGGCAAUGAGUCUGGGGAUUAUCUUAUCCACGUGCUCUCUUCGGCUACCCUCAACUUUCCAACGAGCCCGCCACAAUAUGCGGCGCAAUCUGUGCCGAGCUUUGAGGAGUUCCAGUCUCUGUGGACGGCAUGGGAUAUUGUCACCAAGGCCAUGGUUCCCAGAGAGGAACUUCUUUCGAAGCCAAUCAAACUGCGAAAUGCAUUGAUUUUCUACCUCGGCCACAUUCCUACUUUUCUCGAUGUUCAUUUGACCCGAGCGUUGGGCGAAAAGCCAACGCACCCCAAGUCAUAUCGACUCAUCUUCGAACGCGGAAUUGACCCCGAUGUGGAUGACCCUGAAAAAUGCCAUUCUCACAGCGAGAUUCCGGACGAAUGGCCUGCCCUUGGAGACAUCUUAGACUAUCAAGUGCGGGUUCGAAGUAGGGUGAGGUCCAUCUUCGAGAAGCAUAAUGUGGCUGAGAAUCGGGUGCUCGGCGAAGCACUCUGGAUUGGGUUUGAGCAUGAAGCCAUGCAUUUGGAAACGUUCCUUUACAUGCUUAUCCAGAGCGAAAGAACACUUUCGCCUCCAGCUGUUCCACAACCGGAUUUUGAGAAGCUAUUCCGCGAUGCCCGGCAAGAAGCAAGACCGAACGAGUGGUUCUCGAUCCCCGAGCAGACGCUUUUGGUUGGUCUAGACGAUGAUGGCCAUUCGGUUCCUCGUGACUCUUAUGGAUGGGAUAACGAAAAGCCCCAGAGAAAGGUAACAGUCAAAGCAUUCGAAGCACAAGCGCGACCCAUUACAAAUGGAGAGUACGCCAAGUAUCUACAGGCAAAUCAUCUGCCUCAGAAGCCAGAAUCUUGGGUCUUGGUCAAGUCUGAUCAGACGUACCCGACAUGCAAUGGUGUCAGUCAAAGCAGCAGUUACGCUACGAACGACUUUAUGGCACACUUUGCCGUUCGCACCGUGUUUGGCUCCGUCCCGCUCGAGCUCGCCCAGGACUGGCCGGUGAUUGCGUCGUACGAUGAAUUGGCAAAGUAUGCCAAGUGGGUGGACUGCAGGAUACCGACCUUUGAAGAGGCGAAGAGUAUAUACGCGCAUGCAGCUCGACUGAAGGAAACUAGUAACGGUCUUUCAAACGGUCAUAGUAAUACCAACGGAGUCAAUGGACACGGGCACAGCGAGACGAACCCCCUACGGCCUCACACCCCCGACCACCAACCGGUACAGCACCCUUCGCGCGAGUCUCUGCCGGUGUUUGUUGAGCUCGACAACUGUAACGUCGGCUUCAAACACUGGCACCCCACCCCAGUCAUCCAGAACGGCGACCGACUCGCCGGCCACGGAGAACUGGGAGGCGUCUGGGAGUGGACGAGCACGGAACUUGCACCCCACGACGGGUUCGAGGCCAUGCAAAUCUACCCCGGAUAUACAUCCGACUUCUUCGACGGAAAGCACAAUGUCAUCCUCGGAGGGUCAUGGGCGACGCAUCCACGGAUCGCCGGCCGCACUACCUUUGUAAACUGGUACCAGCGGAACUACCCCUACCCCUGGGCAGGAGCCCGGCUGGUGCGGGAUGUCUGAUUAAAACAUCUAGUAUAGAGUAGGUAUAGGUACUUGAUGCAAUAGCAAUUCCCAGUUCGCCACCGGAUCGACAGUAGAAUGUCCAUCACGCGGGGCUCUCGGAAGCGGGCA